Messenger RNA from Stegodyphus dumicola, 4924 nucleotides. RefSeq lists its product as uncharacterized. Gene Ontology annotation, biological process: mesoderm morphogenesis. Gene Ontology annotation, cellular component: extracellular region. The record is from RefSeq and is a predicted model, not a curated record. Lineage: Eukaryota; Metazoa; Arthropoda; Arachnida; Araneae; Eresidae. Gene Ontology annotation, molecular function: heparin binding; growth factor activity.
ACCAGUCCUCAACCGGUUUAGUUGCCCUUUUUCCCCAGACGGGGACAUCUUAUAUCUACUUUUAAGUAUUAUUGUUCAGAAUUCAGCGGUAUUCCUCAUAUUUUUUGUUAAAUUCAUGAAAGUGUAAUACUUAUUCAUUUGUGUUAUUAUCAUAUUCAACUAGACUCCCAAAAAUGAACUCCUGCUUGUUAGCUUGUUUUAUUAUAUCAUCAUGUAUCAUACUCGAAGCAGUUGGCCAUCUUCAUGAUGAACUUCUUCAUGACUCGGAUCAUGAAGUAGUGUAUAGAGUACCCCGCGGCAUCCAUGGAAAGAAAAAAGAUGGAGAAUGCAGAUACAAGAAAGGUCCAUGGAGUGACUGUGAUGCUUCAUCAAAUAUGCAGAGGAAAACACUUAAUUUGAAAAGGGGUGAUACUUCUUGCGAACAAACAAAAGUUAUUACUAGGAAAUGCAAAAAAGCUUGCAAGUAUGAAAAAGGUGGUUGGAGUGACUGUGAAAUUAGUACAAAUAUGAGAACACGUAUUGAUAACUUAAAACCAAAAAGUGAUUCCUCAUGUCAGCCUACAAGAACAAUAUCAAAAAAGUGCAAAAAAGUAUGCAAAUACAAUAAACAAGCUCUCUGGGGUGAAUGUGAUCCUGCAACUGGUAAGAAGACCAAAGUUCUAGUUUUAAAAAGUGGAAAUCCUCAAGUUUGUGAACCAAAUAAAAAGAUCACUAAACCAUGCCACAAAGGUUCUGGCCAUGGUGGUCAUAAAGGAGUCAACAAAGGUCGUAAAGCUGAUGAUUAUGGCGAUGAAGAUGAGACAAAUGGAGAUUUGGUCUUGUAAAUGCCUGCUGUUUCCUUUUUUAUUCAUCAAAUAUCAGUGUUCUUUUUGUACUGUAAUUAUUGUGACAUUAAGUGUUCAGCUAGAUAGGUUAACUUUCCAGUAACUUGUAGUUUAUGCUGGUAUGAAUGACUUUCUUCUAAAUCUGCCUGUAUAUUCUGCUAGUCUUUCUAGAGUUAUUUUUUUUCUUUUUCUUUUGUAUUUUAUUCUGUAUGUGUAAUUUUUAAUUGUUCUCCCCCCACACACAAAAUCAGUAUCUUGAAAAUUUAUAAAUGUUAUCUGAAAUUUGUUCACAUUUUUAAUUUAAAAAAAUAUUUGCAGCAGCUGUUUAAGUGUGAAUGUCAUAUAACGUGUCAAGAAUUUCUUUGUUUUGUGUGAUUUUUUAUUUUGUAUUGAAUGGUAGUGCAUCAUAAAAUGUACUGACGUGUAGGAAAUGUUUACUAUGAGAGCAAGAAUAAUAAUUUUAAUUUAUAGAAAAAUGUCUAGUGUUUAAAAAAAAGCAUACUUUUGAAUGCUGUUUUGUUUUUUAAUAAGUUUUUAAUUAGUAAUGUCCUAUGUUUUUAACAGUUGUAUGAAACACUUUUUAAUCACAUAGCUGUUAUAGGAAAUAUUCACAAAUGUUUGUAAAAGAAAUGAUGUGCUUAACACAUUUGUUAUUCUGAUCUCAUACAUAUUUCCUUUUUAUCAAAUAACCUGCAGUUUCUAAAUAUUAUCUUGAAUUACUUCAAAAUACUUUAAUACUGUUUAAUUGUUGCAUCUAAUGCUCAUGUUAUUUUUUAUUUUCAUUUAUGCAUCUUGUUAAGUAGUUUGUUUUCUGUCAUUUUAGACUCAAUUGAAAUUUAAGCAUCCUGCGUUCAAUUUUAGUAUUGCAUUGUGUAUCUUAAACUGGACAACAAGAAGAACAUAAUUAAAGCUAUUUCUGAUUAGUUGAAUUAUAAAUUUCAUUUGAAGAAUUUAUAGAAAUCCAUGCAUUGGUUUAGAGCAGUGUUUCUUAAACUCAUGUGUUUCAUGGAACUCGGGUAUCUUUGGACGCUCAAGGUUUCAAGGGUACUUUUUUUCAUAACAUUCAACAAAAGCAACUAAAAAAAGCAAAGAAAAUUAACAGCUGUAAAUUUUUUUUAAAAAAUAGAAUAAGAAUUAACCCUCACUUCCCCUUUACUAAUCUUGAUGUAUGCAAAUACAACAGUCCAACGUGGCAAGUUGCAGUGGCUCCAUCAGAACAGUAUUUUACUGCAGCUGCACUGAGGAAUCAGGUGUAUUUCUGGUGGGAGUGACUUCCGAGCUCAUUUCUUUAUUGAUUGCUACACAUGUGAAAUUCCUCGGUUUCAGGGGAAUCUCAUAUACUUGAAUGUGAAAGUGUGUGAGUAGCCAGGCAUAAUAGUCACUUAUUGAUGUGUGUCUUAUAAAAUAUGUUUUGAUCUUUUUUUUGUGCAUAUUGAUAAUCUUUAUUGGUUCUUAUAACAUUACAUCACACAUACUUUUCCAUAAGAUUAGAAAAAAACAUCUUGGGCAUAAUGUAAAUUAUAGGGAAAUCCAACCAUGAUAACAAAGAUAUAUUACAUACAAGAAGAAUCCACAUAGUUAUAUUCUAUCACACGCACCUUCUAACUCGUAUAUUCUCCUUUCACAUCAUCCACAGCAGGUGUUAAAGUUUGCUUGGUGAGUCGCUGUUGUUUAUUAAAUACCAUGGUAUCCAGAGCAGAUGCAGAAGGGCUGUUAUGUUCUGCAUUUAAUGUCUUAAAACCUAAAAAUUAUAUUUAUAGUUUGUGUUUUAUGUUCCACUGUUAACAAUGUUGCUGAUAUAAGUAACUGCGUAAACUUCACUCGUCCUUAAAAGAUACCUGUCAUUCAUUGUAUUUGUGGUCUUAAAAUACUUUUCGAUAUUUAGAUGUGUGGUGACUAGAGAGGUGUCUUAAAAAGAGGCAUUCUAAAGUGUACUACUGCAGAACUUGAUGCUUCUGUUUUAGGCUCAAUAACCAGCUCUUUUGCUAAAGGUAAUUAGAGUGAUACAAAUAAAAUAUUGCCUCAAAAGAAAUUAGGCUACUGAAUGCUUCUAUAAGUGAUCAACUCGGAGUGGUUACUAAAAUACUAGGAAAUAAUGAAUGUUAUGUGGAUGAAAGUUAGAUCUCAUUAGGGUUCAUGUACAUUAAUACUAAUGAUCAGUGUAUUACAUACAGCUAAGUUCUCCCUAAUAGCUGUAUGGCUCCAUCUAAAAUGUGUCAUUUGGAAUCGUUUCAUAGUGAUGUAAAGAAAAAAGUUGAAUUCUUCAUUUAAAAGUGUGACAAACUCGUAAAAGUGUGUGGUUCAAACUACAAAAGUGAAUGAAAAAGCAACUGAGGCUUUGUACUUAGUCAGCUGUCAGAAAGCUCAAUGCCAUUGUAAAAUCAAGCUUCAAAUCGCACAAUAUUAAAAGAUAAACAUUUAUUUACAACUAAUAAAGGGAUUUAACAUAAAAAAAACAUGUUCUAAAAAUGCCUAGUUGUGAUCUGAAUAUACACGAAGCUAAAACAGAAUUGCAAAUUUAUAAAUACAAUUUAUGUUGCCAGAUUCCUGCACUUGAAUAAGUAAAGACUCAUAAGUAGCAUUUCUAACAGUGGUGAAGCAUACUCAGAAAAUCUUAGUAAACCUUUUACUGUGGAAAUUUUAAAAUGUACAUUAGAUGAAAAAAAAAAAAAGUAGUAGCUAAGUUCUCACCUUUUCAAAUGACACAGUAGCUCCACAUCAGAGGUUCAGCAUAUAUAUUAAAUACUGCAACAGAUUUGAUACUAAAUUUGACCAAUGAGUCCAACUUUUAUCCAUAAAUUCUAAUAUUAAAUAUAUCUGCAAUAAAGGGAAUACCACUCAUCUCAUUUUAAAUUUAAUUUAAAAGACCUGUUUGAAUAUGUUAUUUUAAGAACUUUUGGGCUAAUUUCAAAAUUACUUUUUGAAGCAAAUAAAUAUUAUUUAAAGUAAUUGUUAUUUUUCUUGCAAACAAUUCAUUUACAGAAUGUUGCAUUAAAACCAUACUUUUGAAGCUAACCAAGGAUUCCAUGAUAAAAGAGGGCAUUAGGAAGGGUUCCACUUAUCUAAAAGUUUAAGAAAUGCUGUUUCGAAGUAUCAAAUUCUGAGUUAAACUUUUUAUUUUUUUAGAUCAAAAGAUUGUGAGUUAUAUAAGUUUCUUACAACAAUAAGAAUUGUAGUUUGUUGCAGUGUUCUCAAUAAUCUGUUUUUGCAACAUGUCACUUGUACUUUUUUGGCAAGAUAUAUGAAAAAAAAUUAAGGUGAAAGUUAUUGCCACGGAUACUUGCAGAACCUCCUGAAAUAUGUAUGUGAAUUAUGUAGACAUUGAAAUGUUUGAUGAAUGAUUUGAAAGCACAGCUUUUAGUUUUACUAGUAAUUGGUAAUUUAAUUGCUACCAUUCACAAUAUUUCAGAUGUUAUUAUGUAACAGGUGGUAAUUUUUAAUUUGGUUAUAGAGCUAUGUAUAAUUUUAGUGUGUAAUUCUAAAAUAAUAAUGGUAUCAAUGUGGAAUAAUUUAGUAACCAUUUAUCAGAAUUAGCUUGCUUCUGGCUGAGAAUAGGGACAGAGUAAAACUUGAAAUGUUAUGAAUACUUAUUUCAUUUUUUAUAUACCAAGCAGUGUGUGUGUGUGUGUUAAGCUUUCAAUUUUUAAAUGCAAUUUCUACUUAACAUAAAUCAUUAGCAUAAUAUUCACGCAAAUGAUCAUUUAUAAGUUCAAGUAAACAGGUGUAUACGUUGUAUUUUACAGGAUACAAUUGCUGCUGUUCCAAUUUAUUGUUGAUUUUGUUCAUAAAUGUCUCAUAAUUUUUUGUUAAUCUUCUUAAGGAACUAAUCUUUAUGAAAGUAUCAGUUUAUGUUUCAGCGAGUAUUCAUAUUUAGUUAAGUAUUGAGUUUAGUAUAUGGAAAAUGUUUUUCUAAGAACUAAUUCCUUAAAGACUGUUGAUCUGAGUUGCAUUUAGUGCCUGUGAAUGUGGUGAUUAUUUAUAUGCUGUGAUUAAACAUGUUCUUUCAAAAUGAACCAUUUAGGAAUGCAUCUAUCCAUUCAUGUGCAUAUUUUUAUUGCAUUUAUAUAGACAUUUUAAUAAAACUUACUUUUUUAGAUUAA